Molecule: messenger RNA, 4655 nt
Organism: Nylanderia fulva
Lineage: Eukaryota; Metazoa; Arthropoda; Insecta; Hymenoptera; Formicidae
Source: RefSeq, a predicted model, not a curated record
CAUGGCUGAGUAGUGAUGAUCGUUUUCCCGCCUUUUGGCAGCCGAGAGAUAUGAAAUGUCAAACAAUAUAUUUUUGUACAAAUAUUAUAAAAUUAUCACGGCUUGAUUAGUGUGCAAUAUACACGCUAAUUAACAUGUCAUAUGAUGAACAACAAAAGAAACGGUUUAAGUUGCAGGAAACAGCUAUUGUAGAUAUUUCAUCUUCUAUUGAACACAUUGCCAAAUCUAUUGAAGCUAUGAGUGAGAAUUAUAGUGAGAUCUUAAAAAUCAACAAAAAUGUUGUCACCUAUCUGCAAAAGACUGAAAAAUGUGAGAAAGGAAUGAAUCAAACUGCAGCGGAUACAGAGGAUAUGGUCAUUGAAGAGGAGCAGUAAUUAGUAUAAUAAUUAUAUUUAAUUUAUAUCGCUUGUGCUUAAGGCACAUUGAUCCCUCACUGCAGUUUUUGAUAUGUUGUUAUUCCAAAAAACUAAUAAGUAUGCAUACAGUUUCUUGCUUUGAUAUAAUUCAAUACUGCGAUGAAGAAUCUUAAUAUUUAAGAAUUUCAUGUUAUAAUGACAAAACUGCAGUGGAUACACAGCAUAUAAGCAUUGGAAAGAAGCAGUAAAUAGUAUAACAAUUAUAUUCAUCUAUAUUACUUGUGCUUACAGCACAUUGAUCCCUGCAGUUUUUGAUGUCAUUGCUCCAAAAAACUAAUUUAGGUAUGCAUACAGUUUUUCGUUUUGAUAUAAUUCAGUAUUGCAAUGAGGAGCCUUAAUAUUUAAAAAUUUCAUGUUAUAAUGACUUAAAACUGUUUUUCCUAAAACUGUUCAGACACUUUGUGAGUGUCCUUUAUUAUAAAUAUAAAUAUUAAUUAACAAAUAUAUUAUAUAUAUGAAAGUCUAAUGUUACAUUAUAAAUUUAUUGUUAUGUGUAAUAAGUAGAGUAAAUAACAGUUAUUUCUUACUUUGUCAUUAUAACAAUAAAUACAAAAACAAUAACUUUAUGAAAUAUAAAUAAUAUUGACAAGAGUGUAUAUUUUUAUGAAUAAUUCUUUUCUUAUUAUAUCACAAUAUUCUUUGAUCUUUAUCCAACAGUACAUACAUAAUAGUUUAACACCUUGGAACUAGUAAAGCCCAUGUCAUUCUGCUACAACUUAAUAAUAGAAUCACAAAUAAAAUGUAAUAAUAUUUCUUACACUACUAGGUCACAGACCUAAUUCAUUAUACUAUUUUAUACAUUGCGAACGCACCAAUACUGAAAAUUUAUAGAACAUGUUUUUUAUUGCGAUGAAAUUGUGAUAAUCUAGUGAAAUUAUAAAAUAAUAUAUAAAAUAAUUCGCUCUUCCAGUUCCGAGGCAUCGAAUUGAUAACAAGUCCCGUCUGUGUAACAAAGAGACUAAUAAAGUGACUGUGGAUACAUUUUAGCAGUCUUGUAAUCUGUACGUCCGUCCUAAUUCUUUGUCACUUGUAUUCUGGAUCUUCCUUCUGUUUUCUUCUAGGAUCUGAUGGGUCCAACGGAAUUAUCACAGGGGGCACGUUUUCAGGCCGACGAUUAGAGAAAUUGUAAUUUGAACCUUUUGUGGAUACAAAUCUGUUUACUGGUCUAGACAACAUUAUCGGUCCACAUCUGGAACAUAUUUAUGGUUACAUUGCGAAUAACUGACGACGAUAGAUUACCUCAAAAUUUCGAACUUCCGUGGCUGUUGGCUGGCAUGAGAGCAGAGAGCUACUGCAACAUCCACCGCAUCUUUUGAUCCGUGUGCAGGGCGGGAAGAUAAUCGUCGAGGGAUCGUCGUCGUCCAGUUUUAAAGAGACAGGUUGCAACUCGGGCACACAUUUAGCUGGUGUCGGUCUCUCUGCGUUUGAGCGUUCCUCGCCUUCGCCGAAUCUACCUGAAAAUUUGAAAUUCGUUUAUAUUCUGUAAUCUAGCUGAAAAAUUUUAAUACACAUUAAUCGUAUAGAUACAACAGCAUUAUAUAAAAGAUAUUGUAAGAAAUAGAAAGCUUUGACAAUUUGGACAUUAAUUUUCAAGCGUUAGAUUUUUUCUUUUUCUUGUGUGCAAACAUUUCGUGUUUACGUUAUUCGGAUCAGGUAAUGUCAACAAAACAGUAUGUGAUCUAAAGGUUUAAACGACGCGACAGUAUAACACGUAAUGUGAACAAACAGUUGGCCGAAUGCUUGAAGUAAAAUAAGCCGACAUUAAAUCGAUAUUAAAUUUUCUGUAGGCAUUAUUAAUUUUUUUUUCAAACGUAAAGAUGGCCGACGAACUUGCUCAAGCGAUUUCAAUUGCCAAUCAUUAUUUCAUGUUGGUUGAUGGAAUGAUUCCCGGUUUCAAGGAUCAUCUUGCAAAUUGUGUGGUGCUCAAAUGGUUUGGAAAAGAGAUCACAGGAAAGAAAAAUGUAGCUGCUUUUAUUGCGUUCCAUAAAACAGAAUCCUUUCAUACGUUUCACGACAUUAUGCCAAUUUUGGACAUCACCGCUGAGGAGAAACAAUUAAAUGGGUCGAGAGAAUCUUUAGAUCAAAAUACUAACAAUAAGUGUAAAACCCACACGUGCAAUGAAGAACUAACUCGCUAUUCACAUGAGACUGAAAUGUCAAUGAACCAUGAGAACGAAAUAGAUUUUAAUCGGGGAGAUAAGGAAAACGGUGCAACUUCCGUACAUAAGAAUGGCUAUGACACAUUUAAUAUUGUACAGAACAAGCUGAAAAUGAUGACAGUUUUGGAUGACGUGAAUGCCAAUACUGACGUAAAUCAAAAUGAAAUAAGUGCAAAAGCAAUCGCCAAGAUGGAUGAUAAGUCUUAUGAUCUUAACAAGAACGAUCUCUGUAAUCUUUUCGAGCCCGAGAUUACGUCUGAGGCUAUCGUCGAGAAGAUACAGAACAUUAAUAGGACAGAAUUGAAAGAGGAAAUGGCACCAACCAUCAGAGCCAUCAACAGAGAGUGUGGUCAAGGAGAUGGACCUGUUAUUGUUGAAGCUGGUACGACUAAGUACCUGGAGGCAAAUGGAACAAUAAAAUUUUCACGGCUAAAUAUACGAGAAGAUUCUUUAUUUUUAUAUCAUCACUCAAAAAGCUGGAAAAAGAAGAAUUGGGAACGAAAAUGCAGAUUACAGAUUGCGUAUUCGUUUUUAAUCGAUAAUGUAUCUCCGGAAAUUGUCAAAAUUGACAUGCAGAAAAAUGUUCCUUCUACCACUCAUUCAAAUGCACAUAAAAUACAAACUAAAUUGCCAAGUCUAGAAGAGGCAAUCCAAGUUAGCAAUACAUCAAUAAAGGACUCGAACAAUUUCGGUGGUUAUUUGCAACCCUUAAAUUUUUCAGAAGAUCGCAAAAAUUAUUUGAAAACUUUCGAAGCUGAGAUGCAAAAGAAUUUCAACGUACAAUCUUGCGUGCGUUACGUGAAAAAUAAAUUGAUUUUCGAUUAUCCGAAUAAAAAACCACUUUUGAAUGUCAUGUAUAAAAUUCACAAGAUCAUUUAUACCGAAGUUCAAUAAAAUGUGUGAAUCUCUUACGUAAAAAAUAGCAGAUGUAGAAUAAAUCUACACAAAAUUGGCGUUUGUAUCUAUAAUUACAGUAUCACAAGGGAAUUAAUUGGCCGGGGACACGCUUCGGCGAAUUUGUAUUCAAUAGAAAACUAUAUCCUGCGUUAAUCGAAAAGCCAUUUAAACUAUUACAAAAUUCCAACAAAAUAUUUUUGUAUUUGCAAUUGUAAAAAUUUGUAACAUACAUUUUUUAAAGGCUUAUGGUACUGCAUCAAAUGUAUCAGAACGCAUACGAUCCACGUUAAUUUACAAAAUGAUCUCAGUAUACUGAUAACUGCACGUUUGUGUAAACAGUAGAGUAAUUAAAGUAUACCGCCGCAAAUAAUUUGUUUCUCCUAAUUGUUAGAUGGAAAAUAUUGAUUUUAUCACGAUUACACAGUGAUUUUAUUUGCAUCUCGACAAACGAUUAUUUUGUUCUACGAUACUUACACUCUAUUACGCAUAUUGAUUACGCGAUAUUGAAAAAAAAACAGACGUAAUUAAUAAUAUUAAUAUAUUUUCUAAUAUUAUGAUUGCACAGUGAUAUAUUUUCUAGUUUUUGUAGCAAUAAAUUGUGUAAUAAAUUUCAAUUUCGAUACUUUUAUAUAAUAAAAUACAAUAUGCAUAAGUAGAUCACAAUUUGUUCUAUACUUUUACGAUACGACCAAUUUUUUAAGAUUAUUGUUUAUUAUUGGUACAUAAUAAUAAGUGAUAAGACUUUGAGUGAAUUGAACUUACUGCUUAAGGUAGAUCCCUUUUGUGGAACACCAUGAAGGAGCUGCAAAAACUCGUCCGAUGAUUCUAUGGAAUUUAAUCUAAUGGCUAAAUCGAGCGGUAUCUGAAAAUAAAAUAUAAAAAAUAUUUUUACAAGAUAAGUUACGUGUACAUGUAUUAUAUAAAUGUAGUUAUUCUCUAUACAUAGGUAUAUAAUGUCUUAGUCAGUAAUAAUCUAAUCAAAAUCCGAUAACGAUCAUAAGCGUGGUUGAUCGAUAUAUAUGACUAACGAUAACUUAUGGUUUCCUAGCUUUUAUUUUAAGAUCAAAAAUGAUUGGAAGUUAUUUUAUUAAUUUGUAAUCGGCGAGAUUUUAUCGUAUUCUAUGUUCUGAGAAAUUUAAUAUUAAAUAAUUGUAGAUUAUGCGUUUAUAAAAUUAUUUAAAAG